Messenger RNA from Haliotis rubra (blacklip abalone), 3980 nucleotides. Its product is annotated as integrator complex subunit 2-like. Gene Ontology annotation, cellular component: integrator complex. The record is from RefSeq and is a predicted model, not a curated record. NCBI's taxonomy places the organism in Eukaryota, Metazoa, Mollusca, Gastropoda, Lepetellida, Haliotidae. Gene Ontology annotation, biological process: snRNA 3'-end processing.
AACAUCCUAAAUUAAAACAAUACUUAUCCACAUAUUAAAUUCAUUUACCCACCCGAUGUGAUAAAAUAUUUUAAUGAUAACUCAUGGCUAUUUAAGCUAUUUUGUGAAGAUUCGGAUCGAUAAUUAUACAUAACCUACAUAUUUAUUGUACACAUUUAAUUCAAACCUAGUGUAUUGAAGUCGUACAAUACAGAAUACAUAUGAGGGAUAUUUAAGUCACUCAUAAUUUUACACUACCGUGAUAUAAGCUGUACUGUCGCGUGCCCAGUGAGUAUGCCGGGUGAACAAAACAGUUUAAUCAUGGGUUUAUCUUGGGCAAGAACAUGCAGAGCAGUUGAGAUUGAGGUACUGAUACCGUGCUGCGUAAAAACACAUAAACGUAGAAAUAAUUAUCUGAAGACACAAUGUAAAAUGCAUAACACUAAACCAUAUCGGUCACAUGUGAAUGGCAAAUAUGAAAACAUUACAUGUAAAAAAAUAUUAACCCACAUGAAGGAAUUCGAACCUGUCUUGAAAAAUUUACGAUGCAAAAAUGACUAGAGGAAUAUUUAUCUCCCUUGGAAGACUAAACGUGAACUCCUUUUUCAAAGUCAUAGGAUUCGCUACCAAUAAUAAUAGUAUAGCCAAGCUGUGCAUGGAGUUAGGAUCACAUUUUAGAGAGCGGAAAUGGCAAGAAACAACUAGAUUCGUUUUAAAACUUUUAAUAUUAUAUGAACGAUUUGAAGAUAGGUAUGAGUGGCAGAAAGAAGCAGCGCUCACCGGUGAAAUGUGUCGUGUUUCAGGCCAUGCAAAGUGUAGACAUAGACUCUUUGAGCGAAUGUAGCGAAUCCGACAUUCGACCGGUGCUUGUCAGCCUUGUUCGUAUGGCAUUGUGUUCCCCUUUAGAAACUAGUGACAGUUGGACGAAAGCAAGAAAAGAUGUCUUGAAGAUACUCUCAGGCCUGGAUGUUGUGAACAGCAUCGUGGCUCUGUUAUCCAUCGAUUUUCAUGCCUUAGAACAAGACGUUAAAAAGGAACAACAAUUAAGAGCUAAACUAGGGGGUAACCAAGGAGAUAGUAUUCUUGUGUCACAGCUGCAUCAUGGGCUGGCGCUGGAGUUUGAACGAAGUGAUGCACCUAGACGAAUUCGAUUACUACUCAGCGAACUUCUUUACAUCAUGUCAGAGAUAAAAGAACAGUCAAAGGGAGGUAACUACCAGAAGCAGAGCGAGCUGUUUGAGAGUGAGGUGUACCUUGAGGAAGUGUGUGAUGUCCUCUGUAUAGCACAAGCUGAGCUGCCGAACCUUCUGCCGAUGACAGAGCUAGCUGAGGCUCUGCUGUGUGUGAAGAACGGAGCCUGGUUGCUCUGUCAGCUAGUGGCCAAUUCUCCACAGUGCUUUAUGACAGUGUGUAGCAGCCUGGUGUCGCGGGGGGAGCGGGUGGACGAGGAGACGCUGGGAGGCAGGCAGAGGCUGGAGAUGCUAAGGAUGUUGUGUACUGUCAACCCCAAGGAGGCACUCAAUGUCAGGAGGAUGUGUGUCCAUCAUUGUACAAUGCCUGGCUUAGCAAUAGCUCUAACUCUCCAAGUAGCACAAGUGUCGCACUCAGAGGAGGAACUUGUCUCCUUCGUCAGCUGUUUGUUGCUAGGCAAUGACCAGGCAGUGAGACUCUGGUUUUCCCAGUUCAUUAAGGCUGGCCAGAAGCGAAAGCGUGAACCAUCAGGCUGUAUGUUGUACACGCUGCGACAACAGCUGCUCGACCAGGUGACCUCCAUUGUUCCUUCCACACGGGGAGACAGGAUGGCAGAGAGUGGAGUAGUGCAGGCCAGCAUGCUGAUAAGGCUGUACUGCGCACUGAGAGGGAUGGCCACACUCAAAUACUCUGAUGAAGAAAUGGUAGCUCUGCUGGACCUGGUAACAGCUCGACCCCCUCCCUCAAAGGCUGGUGCUCACUUUAUAUCCCUCGGACUGUGUACCCUCAUAGCCUGUCCCUAUCUCCUGGGGUCCUUAGACCAGGAGCAACAGGUCAUCGACUGGAUUAAGUGGCUCAUGACAAACGAGAGCAUCUUCGAGAAGGAAGCUGCAUGUGGGACAUCAUUUGGAGAGAUGCUGUUCCUGAUUGCCCUACACUUCCACAACAACCAGAUACACGCGAUAGCUGACCUUGUGUGCAAGACUCUCGGAAUGAAGAGUGCAGUGAAGGCCAAUGCUCUGUCCAGGAUGCGGCAGAUCUUCACACAGGAGCUGUUCACGGAGCAGGUGAUAGCAUCACAUGCUGUCAAGAUCCCGGUCACUCCGAACCUCAACUCCACUAUGUUGGGUUACCUCCCUUUACACAGUAUCUGUCAGUUACUCAAGAGUCGUGUUUUCUCCAAACACAAUGUUGCAAUCAAGGAUUGGAUCUACAAACAAAUUUUACACAGUUCACUUCCCUUACACCCUCUACUGCCACAAGUGAUAGAGACAUAUGUGAACUCAAUCAUAGUGAAAGGUGCUAAAACUGAACACACCAAUGAACCGCUGACAGAGCAGGAAAUACUGGCAGUGUACAGAGACUCAGUGACUCAUUCAGCUACACAACGGCUGCAGUCUCAGUCGGACGUACGGCAGGACAAUUUGUCUCCACAGCUCCUGGUGUUGUAUUAUGUGUUGUUGUAUGAGGAUACACUCAUGAACCACAUGAAAACUAUAGUGUUGCUGAAGAGUCCGAUCAAGUCAUACUCUGAUACCAUCAUGUCCAAGAUCCCCAUCAACUAUCUCAUACAGGAGGCUCUCAAAGAACAGCAGAUGUAUGCCGGCCUGUUUGCCCCUCUCACAAGGCUUUUGGUGACUCAGUACCCACACCUGUGUCUAGUGGAGGACUGGCUGGAGGAGAGUCUCACGUCGCAUCAGCAACAGCAGAUGAAGAAGUCCAAGGUGGUCCACGUCUUCUCUCCAUCAACAUAUCAAGAAGUGGACGUUCCUGUUGUUUCCAGUAUCCGUCUGAUGACUGUGAACGCUCUGCGAACCAAGACACAUGGGGUGUUCCAGGUGAUGGCCUACACAGAGCAGGACAUUGUGGUGGAUCCCCUCAUAGUGCUUCGGUGUGACUGUCGAGUCUUCAGGAACCCCUCAAUCCUGGAGAUAGUGCUGCGUAUCCUGUCUGCGUACACCCAGGCAUGUCAGGUGUAUCUGACGAACCACAUACAGACACACCCAGUCCUGGACAACAACCUGCAAGCAGAGCAUGAGAGACAGGACCUGAAGAUUGCCCUGUCUGCUGCCCAGGAGAGUGCUAUCAUACAGAUCCUGCUGGAGUGCUGUCUCAAUGAUCAGGAGGAGAUUCCCACAGGACAACUGUCCGAUCUACGUGAGGUCCAGUGUCUGAUAUUCUCCCAUCUCCACCAAGUCUUCAUUGCGGAUCCCAACGCGAAGCUGGUCCACUUUCAGGGCUAUCCAAGUCAGCUGAUCCCGCUGCUUGUAGCAGGAGUUCCCUCCAUGCACAUCUGUCUCGACUUCAUUCCAGAGCUGCUUGGUCAGCCACAGACGGAAAAACAGGUGUUCUCCAUCAAGCUGUUGAGUCACCUGUGCUGCCAGUACUCACUGCCCAAGUCACUGAGUGUGGCCAAACUAGGUAUCAACGUCAUGUUCACCAUGCUCACAGUCCUGGAGAGCGAGAUGAGGGUUCUGUUCUUCCAAGAGACUGUUCCCUGCCUGUUUAACAUCUGCAAGGCGUUCCCUCCACUGUGUGAUGAUGUCACUUCACUCCUCACCCAGAUCGGCCGAGUCUGUUUCUCCCAUCUCACAACCACAAACUCAGUAGUGGGAUCUGAUUUCUCCCUGGUUCCGGGGCAGGAUAGUCACACGGACACAUCAGAGCCCGCUUGUAAGCGGCAGCGGGUGAGUGAGGUGUCGUCCUACAGCCGGCUGUACAACACUGUACAACAGACAUUCCAGGAGCUGGCCAGUCAGGCUGUCGUCACCAACAGCAUCUUCUGAUCCUUCAAUAAACUUGUACAGAAA